Messenger RNA from Sphaerulina musiva SO2202, 1159 nucleotides. RefSeq names its product gibberellin 20 oxidase. Gene Ontology annotation, molecular function: dioxygenase activity. The coding region runs from base 86 to 1159 and encodes 357 amino acids. NCBI's taxonomy places the organism in Eukaryota, Fungi, Ascomycota, Dothideomycetes, Mycosphaerellales, Mycosphaerellaceae. The transcript has a single exon. The record is from RefSeq and is a predicted model, not a curated record.
ACAUCGUCGCCUUGAUACAAUAUUGACUCCAGCAGGGUCAUCACAUUGGACGUACCACAGCUAGAGCUCUGUUGCAAGAGGCACAAUGAGCGCCACCAAGUACACCAAUCGAAGCAUACCGCGAAUCAGCCUCAAGGACUUCGACAAUCGAAUCGACGAAAUCACAUCCCAGCUCGUACAAGCAGCAGAAACGGAUGGCUUCUUCUCCAUCACCGAUACCGAAAUCUCGAUAGCAGAAAUUGACGCCAUCUUCGCCACAUCCGAGUCCUUCUUCGCACUCCCCGACGACGUCAAAAGCACCGUCCCCUUCAGCAGCAAAAACGUCGGAUGGGAAAAAAAGGGCCAAAUCCGACCUUCCACAGGCGUCGCAGACCAAAAAGAAAGCUACCAACUCCAAUUCGGAGUCCACAUGAAAGACAAAUGGAUCCACGAAUCUUUUCUCCCUCAUUUCAAACUCGAUGCCCAACAUUUUAUGCACAAAGCUCAAUCCGUCUCGGAAAAACUCAUGUUGUGUUUUGCUCGGGGUCUGGGUUUUCCUGAUCGGCAUUUCAUUCAAGCUCACGAUCCUUCUCGUCCGGAUUCUCAAUCUGUUUUACGUCUUUUACACUAUUUCGAAAUCGACAAGAAAACUUCUCUCCCGCUCCCACCAGAUUACCAUCGAGCGGGCGCACACGCCGACUGGGAUCUUCUCACGCUCUUAUUCCAACGUCAGCCGGGCUAUAGCGGAUUAGAAAUCUGUCCUGGGCGCGAAGUCGUGACAUCGUUUGGGAUGGGCGAUACGUGGACGAAAGUGGAAUUUGCGCGAGGGGAUAUUGUGUGUAAUAUUGGGGAUUUACUCAUGUCGUGGUCGGAUGAUCGGUUCAAAUCUACGUUUCAUCGGGUUUUGGCGCCGAGGGAUGUUGAGAGGGAUGAUUUUGGUGCGAGGUAUAGUAUUGCGUUUUUUAAUCAGCCAAAUGUGGAUUGUGAGAUUCAGGGGCCCAGGAAGAAGUAUCCGUUGGUUACUGGGAGGGAGUUUACGAGGAGGGCUAUGGAGAGGAAUUUUGCGGCUUUGAAGAUGAGGCAGGAGGAGGAGGAGGAGGAGCAGCGGCAGCGGCAGAAGGGGGAGGUUGGGCAGGGUGUUGCUGUUGGUGGUGGGAAACAGGGGGUUGUGGCUGCGUAG